Mesorhabditis spiculigera is the source of this 444-nucleotide messenger RNA. NCBI's taxonomy places the organism in Eukaryota, Metazoa, Nematoda, Chromadorea, Rhabditida, Rhabditidae. The record is from the annotation of a GenBank genome assembly.
AUGAAGUGGCUGCUGUUUUUCGUCUGUGUGUCCGUCGUUGGAGCCCUUUCUUGGCCCUAUUAUUGGCAUCGGAACGGGAAAAAACCGGAAGAGUGCACUGCGCAGGAGGACUUUGUAAAAUCCGGCUCGGUCUGCGACAGGGAGAUAUGCAGUGGGCCGGUGAAAGACUGCGUCAAAAUGCUCAGUCACAACGUUUGCUUGUGCAAGCCCGGCCUGACGAUGAAGCUUCUGCUGUUUUUCGUCUGUCUGUCCGUCGUUGGCGCCUUGGAAUAUUAUUGGCACUAUGGCGAGCAAAAGCCGGAAGACUGCACGGCGCAGGAGGAGCUCAGCACAUCCGGUAUAAUGUGCGAUAGUGAGAUCUGCAGUGGGCCAGUGCAUGGUUGCCCCGACGUGUUCGCUGAAAACCUCAACGUCGUGCUGAAUUCGUACGGAAAGCACCAUGCA